Molecule: messenger RNA, 1256 nt
Organism: Ooceraea biroi (clonal raider ant)
Lineage: Eukaryota; Metazoa; Arthropoda; Insecta; Hymenoptera; Formicidae
Gene: Gasp
Product: Chitin binding Peritrophin-A domain-containing protein Gasp
Cellular component (GO): extracellular region
Molecular function (GO): chitin binding
Source: RefSeq, a predicted model, not a curated record
AGUUCUCUCUCUCGGCGCAACGGAGGCGGUGUCCUAAAAGUGCCUGUAGAUUUUUUUUGUUAAUUUUUAAUACGUUUGCGCCGCACAGUCGACUAUUGUCGUUGAACCAUGAGGACGUACUUCGUGAUAGCCGCCAUACUGAUCGCCGGAACGAGCGGUCAGGAGAACUUCAAAUGCCCAGAUGACUUUGGAUUCUAUCCCCAUCACAUAUCGUGUGACAAGUACUGGAAGUGCGACAACAAUGUGGCGGAACUGAAGACGUGCGGCAACGGCCUGGCGUUUGAUGCCAGCGACAGCAAGUUCCUCACCGAGAAUUGUGAUUACCUGCACAACGUGGAGUGUGGCGAGCGCACGCAACUCGAACCACCCAUCAGCACACCGCACUGCGCUCGCCUAUACGGCAUCUUCCCUGACGAGAAGAAGUGCGACGUCUUCUGGAACUGUUGGAACGGUGAAGCAUCCCGUUACCAAUGCAGCCCCGGACUGGCCUACGACCGUGAAGCUAGGGUGUGCAUGUGGGCCGACCAGGUGCCCGAGUGCAGAAACGAAGAAGUCGCCGGAGGUUUUACGUGUCCGGCCGCGGGCGAAGUGAGUGGCGCAUCCGGCAGCUUCAGUAGACACGCCCAUCCCGAGGAUUGCAGAAAAUACUACAUAUGCCUGGAGGGCAUCGCCAGGGAAUACGGCUGUCCGAUCGGCACUGUUUUCAAGAUCGGCGACGCUGACGGUAGCGGUGCUUGUGAAGACCCUGAGGACGUUCCCGGAUGUGAGGAUUACUACGGUGACCUGGACCUGAAGAGCAUCCGGAAGAGCGAGCUGCUUGCCGGUAUCCAGAGCGAGCCGAGAAAACCAUCGAACCAGGCUCUCAAACCCAGGCCUUCAACAGUAGGAGGGCCCGUAAGGCCCUCCGGAGCCCUCCAGGAAUAAAUCCCGAUUGAUUUAUUCCUUGUCUCUUUCAUUCACCCUCUCUUUUCCUUUAUUUCUUUCUUUUUCUCUCUCUCUUUCCCUUCCUCCUAUCACUUACCUAUCUUUGUUACUAUCGUUUAAUUUUAUCGAAUUCUAUUGUUUAAUACAAAUUAUUGGUGCAAAAUCUAAAACACCAAAUUUAUUGAUAGGCACCUCUUUACAAGAAAUAAUGCUCCUUGAUUGAUGUAUAAUUAUUCAGGGAUAAGCUCACUAUCAUAUAAUGUAAUGUAAUGUACUUUUUUCGACUUCAAAUUUAUUUCAUCUUAAUUUUACAAAUCAGCAAUCCAAAAUAU